Molecule: messenger RNA, 2210 nt
Organism: Poecilia latipinna (sailfin molly)
Lineage: Eukaryota; Metazoa; Chordata; Actinopteri; Cyprinodontiformes; Poeciliidae
Product: lipoma HMGIC fusion partner-like 2 protein
Exons: 3
Coding region: 391-1041 (216 amino acids)
Cellular component (GO): membrane
Source: RefSeq, a predicted model, not a curated record
UGAAAAUGAGAAGGAAAGAGAACAGUCCUGAAGAAAGGAGAGGCACUGAAUGAAUGUUUGAGAAAGCUGGGCCGCCUCCAGGAAACGGACCCGCACCGUUAGAACUCCUUUUUGCCUGCAAUGAGUCCUGGAUUCAUAGCCACGACUAAAGGAAGCUGCGUCAGAGCUUUGUUGCUUUUGGGGAUGACCAGCGUGUUGGCUCGCUUCAGAGAGGAGGAACACACUGAAAAGGAGAAGUGACCGGGGGGACCGACAUCUGCUCCGAGAGGAUAAGAUCUGCAGUCCAUCUGGAUUUAAACCAGGAACUUCUCUUAACUUUCUGUGGAGACGGAGAGGAUUUCUUUGGAAACCUAAAGACCUCAUUUCAGCUUUGGACUCAGAGCUGAAGCCAUGUGUCAUGUCAUUGUAACGUGCCGCUCCAUGCUGUGGACCCUGCUCAGCAUCGUGGUGGCCUUCGCGGAGCUGGUCGCCUUCAUGAGUCCUGAUUGGCUGGUGAAACCCCUUCUGACUGAUAAUGAUGUGACACAGACAAAAGCGAAUGACAGGGAGUCCCUCGGCCUCUACAGCCGCUGCAAACGUAUCGGGGGAGAGAUCAGCUGCGGGAAUUACGCAGGGACAUUCGGGGAAGUGGGCAGUAAAUUCUGGCAGGCCGCCAUGUUGUUUCUGGCAGCCGGGAUGCUGGUGCUCGGGUGUGUGGCCUGCAUCUCCGUCUUCACGCUGUGCUUUCAGAGCAUCAAGAAGAAGAGCAUAUUCAACAUCUGUGGGCUGCUCCAGGCCAUUGGAGGUCUGCUGCUAAUAGUGGGGCUGAUGCUGUAUCCCACAGGCUGGGGGUCAGAGAAGGUGACGACGUUCUGCGGCUCGGAGGCCUCGGCCUUCAGGCCGGCGGGUUGCUCCCUCGGCUGGGCGUUCUACACAGCGAUAGGAGGAACGCUGGGGACUUUCCUGUGCUCUGUCCUGUCCGCGCAGGCCGAGAUCGCCACUUCCAGCGAUAAGGUUCAGGAGGAGAUCGAGGAGGGGAAAAGCCUUAUCUGCCUGUUGUGAGCCUCAAGGAAGCUCCAGGAAGAGCAGGAAAUCGGCUUUGGUCAAAUUUUUAGGAUGUGCACACUUGUACAAAUGAAUGAAAGGAAGACAAGGACUUCCCUGAGGGGUUUUCCUUUCUGGAUGGUCCAGAUAAAAAGAGCGUUAAAAGGAAAGCAGCCUGUGAAAAGUGGGGAAAUUUAUAUUUUUCUAUAUUCUUAGGUUACAUUUUUAAAUGUUUUCUAGUGCAGGAGGUAACGGAUCUCUUUUUUUUUUGUACAAAAAUACUUUUAAAUUUUUUUUAUAGAAAAUCUUACCUACAAGAGACCACUAGAAUGGAAAAGGAGAAAAUUAAAGAACGGUUGUGUUACUCUAAAGGCAAGUGUAAUGGAUGUUCAUAUAAAAUAACAAACCACAAGCAGAUUAUGAUUAUUAUUAGCUAUUAAAAAAAAUUCACUUUAUUUUUCUUAAACAGGGAUGUUUAACUGAGAUCCUAUGUCUCUUCUGGCAGGAAGUCAUGGUUUAGAUUAUUAGGAAAACGAUACUUAACAACAGCUGGCAAAUGAUCUGUGUGUUUAAUUUGUGAGGAUUUGACAUGUUGACUUGUUUUACAUGUUAAUUUGUAUGUAUGAAUUCUCAGCAGAAUGGCAACUGAUAGUUUCUGCAGAAUAAGCUUCACUCACCAAAUGUUUGCUACUAUUGAUUCAGCUUUUGACACAUAUAUGCAUCAUUUUGGUCACCUUUCAGUCUCCUUUGCUUGGAGUGGAUGCCUCUUUCACGUCUUGGUAUUUUCAGAGUACUCCUGUAUCAAAUAGCACCUUUUACUGCAUUUUGCACUUAAUCUUUAGCUCAUUACAUAAAGCUGCAGACUUCAUUUAAGUGUUUUUAGAUUUGUUCCACACUCCAGAUUUUACUGUAAUUCUAGUAAUUAAUCUUUUGCUGUGCUUUUAUAAAUCCAAUGUGUGUCUGAUGUGCAAUAAAAGUAUGUUACUGACUGAUUGGGCUGAAUGAAAUUAAAAGUGAAAUUAACUUGCUUCAAAGAGGAUCUCUAGUGUUUCUCAUGGUUUCUAUUUUGUUACAUUAACAAAAGAAAAGCAGAAAGUGUGACGUAACAGAGUGGUGUAUGAAAAGAUAUCAUUUGUUCCUACAUUUUGUUUAUUUUGUAAAAUAAAAAUUGAAAGCUUGUAAGCUCC